AUGAAUCCAAUUCCCCCGUCAUACGAGUCAGCGACAGACCGAGAUGCAUGGGUGAUAAUUGCUCACUACAUACCAUCCAGCGACCUGUGCGCUGCUUCACUAGUUAGCCAUCGAUGGCACGACCUCUUUGUGCCUUUUCUAUGGGGCGAUCCUGCCUCUCAUUUCGGCACGGAUAAUGAUGCUGUUUAUGUGGCCCUGACGCGAUUCCGAAGAACCCUCAAAUAUGCCAGACCAGAAGUUCGAGCUUUAACUCAUACACUUCACCUUCCGCCUGCGCUAUCGGAGAUCUAUGGUGGCCCACGACCAGGGUGGCUACGCGACAUUCUAGAAUACUUACCAUGUUUACAGUGCUUGAUGGUAUCGAAAUUACCUUUCUUUGACCAUAAUGCCAUGGUUGCACUGAAAAUCCAUCAGUAUACCCAAUAUAAUGUUCGUCUUCUGCUUGCAGACCAUGAGCCAAACACUACGUCUUCGGGCCUUGCGGAAACAAUUUUGCGGUUUCCUCUAUUGACAUACCUGGAUCUCUCAUACACAAGAUCGGCAAAAGAUCGCAGUGUAUUAUCUUCAAUCUCGCAGCUGGAACAUCUACAAGUGCUCAAGCUGCGUGGGAUCGGCCUGAAGGAUAAUGAUGCUGAAUUCCUUGCCAACGCAAUCGGGACUCGCGUUCGUUUUCUCGACUUGAGGAACAAUUUAUUGACUGAUAUGUCGGUCCGCUCUCUACUACAAGCUUCUUUUCCUCCGUCUAGUCAGCCGACACAGCAGCAUUCUCCGAGAAGGACUGGUACUUCUCCCGAUCCAUUCUCUCAAUCCAUACGCAUGGGCGAAUCCGACUUCUUGAAAUCCCCGCAGUUGGAUGAGCAGAUCAUCAAGCUUCUAGUUCAGCCAAUAUCAAGCAAUCCUUGGGUCGAGGACAUUCCACACGCCGGUGUCACGCACCUCUAUAUCGCAAACAAUCAAAUCACUGUUGAGGGUGUAGCAAGCCUUCUGGCGAGUUCCCGACUCCAUGCACUCGAUGCUGGAACAGUACAUACAGCUGAUCUCAUACACAUGAAAACCUUAUCCCGAAAGGCUGGGAGAUACCCAGGCGCGGAAAAGCUCGUGCCUCUUUUAGGUAACAUUGCUGGGGAAAAUCUGACUUACUUUCGAGCAAACCAUGCUGUUCUUACCGCGGAGCCUCCAGCAAAGGAUGCUGCACCGACAACUGAAUUUUUACCAGAGCUUCCAUCUGAUGAUGUCAGCCGUGAAUACGAAUUGGACGCCAGCCAAGAAGUUCAUGAGAUGGCCAGUGGCGAGCUGCCAGUUUUUGAAUUGGCGGAUACUUCAAUAUCUGAUGCUUCCAGCUCCAGAGAAACCAUCACUCUAGCUCGACCCCGUCAUUCGACUACUUAUGAGGACGAGGCUUUGCCAUCGGUCAGACGGGGAUCUGCUUUCGCCCCAGAAGUCAUCUUACCAAGCCGACAUGAGGGGAGUGACAAGGAUUCUCCUAGUUUGAGCCACGGCGUAUCCUUGGGCUCAAAUGGAUGGGGGAUCAGACGGGAGGAUACAGUGUCCUCGAUGUCAAUCAGUGCUUAUGGUGACUCACUGGGUCCCGACUCUUUAGGGCCCAUAGCACAGUGCAGCUCCCCUAUAUCAGGCGAUGAUCCUCGCGCCCAAAGUAUACAGGAACUUCUUGCCAAGCGUCCACGAAAUCAGUCACUUCCCCUUCGGGGUGGGAAGGAAAGCCGAUUCCCAUACCUGCAUCCCUCUCAUAUUCCACACUUAGAGACUCUAGUCUUGACCGAUGUCCCGUCACAUAUCCCACCCAACUCCCCAGUUUUAUACACCCUCAAACGGUUUAUAACAGCUUGUUCGAAUGAAGCGCUACUCGCAACACUACAGGCGGGGUCGGACUACUCGCUUCCACCAGGCAAAGCCCGUUUACAAGCCGAGCAGCAACGGUCUCGCUCGUUGUUUGGUCUUCGACGAAUAAUUCUCGAGAUUACACCUACAGACACCUCCACUCGACUUACUACCUGGAAACCCGCUAGUCAACACAACGGUAUAUCGAACUCGAGCACCGGCGAUCGCGACUCGGAGAAUCUUUGGGCAGCAGCAACUGAAGACUUCAGUUUCUUUGGCGAAGAGGAGUGCGGGAUUCCUGAAAAUGACCCGGGCAAAUACUUCCCCAUGGCCGUACUGAACGAGAAGGUCUCACUCAUGCCUUCAGACGAUGACUCCACCUACUCCGGCAAGGAAUCUCCCUUGCCUCGUGAUGUCUCGCGGCAGGGUACGACCUCUGUUCCGGGGCGAACUCCUAGCCCAUCGGGCCGCGAUGGUAGUCCAGAGGACGAACUAGUCCAGAACGUUGACGUCAUUGCCGAACUUGCUGUUUUCCGCCGGACAAAGAAAGCUGAAUAUGAGCAAGUGGUGCGGCGGGAGAGAGGACGGCGGAGCACGAUAGGCAGCGGUAUAUCCACUGGUAGUUUUCUGCCCGUGUCUGCGCCUCAGAUCUCCAUGGCGCAUUUCGUUGAGGGUCAUUGGAAGGGCGAAGUGAAGGUGGUACGGAACCCGACGCCAAAGGGCCGCACUGGGACAGUGGACAUGUAUGGGAACUAUUUUGAGAAGGGAUAUCUAUACCCAUAA
Molecule: messenger RNA, 2622 nt
Organism: Penicillium manginii
Lineage: Eukaryota; Fungi; Ascomycota; Eurotiomycetes; Eurotiales; Aspergillaceae
Product: F-box/LRR-repeat protein
Exons: 2
Coding region: 1-2622 (873 amino acids)
Molecular function (GO): protein binding
Source: RefSeq, a predicted model, not a curated record